Hippocampus zosterae (dwarf seahorse) is the source of this 1986-nucleotide messenger RNA. RefSeq names its product 5'-nucleotidase, cytosolic IAa (gene nt5c1aa). The record is from RefSeq and is a predicted model, not a curated record. Gene Ontology annotation, cellular component: cytoplasm; cytosol. Lineage: Eukaryota; Metazoa; Chordata; Actinopteri; Syngnathiformes; Syngnathidae. The transcript is spliced from 7 exons. The coding region runs from base 199 to 1338 and encodes 379 amino acids. Gene Ontology annotation, biological process: adenosine metabolic process; nucleotide metabolic process. Gene Ontology annotation, molecular function: magnesium ion binding; nucleotide binding; 5'-nucleotidase activity.
CUGCCGACGGAUAAAACUUUCCUCACGAUCUGCGCUCUUUACACACGGGCGGCGGAAGCUCAGCAAAGCGCAGCCGCUCGCCGCCGCCGUAGAGGAGCGUCCCGACUAAAUGUUUGGUGCGGCCGCGGGACGUUGCCUUCCAACCGGUGACAUUUGCCAUUUCCUAAGGCCAACCUGAGGGGGGCAUUCACGUUGUCUAUGGUGAAGAUGAGUGUGGAGCCCGUGAAGGUGAAGGAGCUCCAAAUUUGCGCCUCUUCCAACGGAGAGAAGGGAGACUCGUGGGAGGAGGCAGACGAGCUCCAACAAGACCGCCUGGGACUCAUCGCCGAACCGAAGCAGGUGGCAGGCAGACGGGCCCGCAAGGUGGAAGGAGGCGUGUUCUUUCCUAAGCCUGAGAACGCAGUGACAAUCGCCGUGUCCACGCGGGUCCUGUUCCGAACGGAGCGGGAGCAGAAAGUCUUCGAGCGGCACGGCGUGGAGGAAUACCUGAGAUACCAAAUCGAACACGAGAACGAACCCUUCGCCCCGGGACCCGCUUUCCCAUUUGUCAAGGCUCUGGAAGCGGUAAAUAGCCGUCUGCGCCAGUUGUAUCCGCAAAGCGAAGAGUUGUUUGACAUCGUGCUGGUGACGUACAACCACGCUCACGUUGGCGUCCGCCUCAUCAACACCAUCAACCAUCACAAUCUCUUCAUCGAGCGCUUUUGCAUGACCGGCGGAAGCAGUCCAAUCGGCUACCUCAAGGCCUGGCACACCAACCUCUACCUGUCGGCCGACGCAGAAAAGGUCAGGGAGGCGCUGGCUGAAGGUAUCGCGGCGGCAACCAUGUUCAUGCCAGAGAAGCAGACGGAGGUGUCGGCGUCCCAGCUGAGGGUGGCGUUCGACGGCGAUGCCGUUCUCUUCUCCGACGAAUCCGAGCGCAUCUUCAAGGCCCACGGACUGGACAGGUUCUUCGAACACGAGCGCGAAAACGAGGACACUCUGCUGGAUCAUGGUCCCCUGAAAGGUUUCCUGGAGGCCCUCGGGAAGCUCCAGAAGAAGUUUUACGCUAAAGGCCAGCGCCUGGACUGCCCCAUCCGGACCUACUUGGUGACGGCGCGAAGCGCAGCCAGCUCGGGCAUCCGAGCCCUGAAAACGCUCAGGGCUUGGGGGCUGGAGAUCGACGAGGCCUUGUUCCUGGCGGGGGCGCCCAAGGGCCCCAUGCUGGAGAAGAUCAGACCUCACAUUUACUUUGACGACCAGAUGUUUCACGUGGAGGGCGCGGCCGAGAUGGGCACGGUUGCGGCCCACGUGCCGUACGGCGUUGCGCAGAAGCGCGACGCCAGGCAAGCGGGGAAGUAGAUGAGAGGAGAGGCGGAUAUGAACUUUUCAACUGAAAAGUCUCGCCUGAUCCGAUAUGUGCGAUGCAAUCGGCGGAACCCCCAAAGUCAACGGGCAUGGUUAAGUUAACCUUUUAACACGGUUUAAUUGUCACACGAGUACAGGGAGAAGCUGUUCGGUAUUCGAAGAUCCCAUCACCUGCUAUCGGAUGACAAAACGCUAUGUCAUGUAGUAAGCCUAUUUACCUUGCACGUGACUGAUAACACUCCCCAAAAUAGCAAUUUAGGUGCUUCGUGGGGUUUUUUUUCCCCCCAAAAUUUUUUAUGAACUUAAAAUUGUACGACGACGGUUGCAUAUGACUUCCACUUUACACGCCGAACGUAUUUCACGGUAUGAUUGCAGAGCCCGAACCAAAUACGGUUUUGCCUUUGAGUCAUAAGCACGGUUAGCAUGUCGGCCUCACGGUGCGCGGGUUCAAUUCCAGCUGCGGCCUUCCGGUGUGGAAUUUGCAUGUUCUCCCCCACCGUGCCUUUGUGGGUUUUGUGCAUUGCGGCCUUCGGUUGAUUUGAACGACUGAAUAAAAGGCACCGGCGCGUCAUCACUGUCACCAUCUACCAUUAGGGGGCAGCACCGCAAUGCAAAUAAAUGUCCUGCAGAAUGGUGGCCUCC